AUGAGUGCUUUUUCUUGGUUACACUAUCUUUGCUCUGUGAUUAAGAUACCUGUAUUUUUUUUACUUUUCCUUAUAACAGAAAAUCAAAACAGUAUUAAGUCACGCCGGGCCCGUGAACGCGAUACUCACAAGCCUCGUUCCAUCAUUCAUCUCUAUUAUAAACUAGUUGAGACAGUUUCAGGCUUGGGCGAAUUAGUUAAUCUUCAACGUCUUACGGAUAGCCUGGUGCUUUCGCUAUCCAGCCUUGGUGUAUCAGCAUUCUUUGUUGAAAAUGUUGCCGAGCUACAACUGGCCGCUCUCAAGCUUGUUACCGGUAUUUUCUCUCAAUAUGAAGCACAUCGGAAGUUGAUAAUCGAAGAUAUCCUUGCAAGCUUAUCGCGGCUGCCUUCAAGCAAGCGUAACUUGCGUAGCUACAAGUGA
Messenger RNA from Protopolystoma xenopodis, 420 nucleotides. The record is from the annotation of a GenBank genome assembly. NCBI's taxonomy places the organism in Eukaryota, Metazoa, Platyhelminthes, Monogenea, Polystomatidea, Polystomatidae.